AUAUGUGGUGGGGCACUGCGUGUGUACAGUUGUAUCAAUUAUAAUAAGCGCGGUUAUAGGCGUGGACAUAUAAGAACGUAUAAAGAGUGUUUGUGAAAAAAGUGAAUCUCUCUCGCAGAGUUUACGCAAAAAACAAAGAGCUCCUCCCGCACAUUUUUUUCGAAAUGGCCGUAGAAAUCCGUUUUUCUCUCCUCGUAGUGCUGUUCCUCUUUUUCUGUGUUCAUCAAGGACUUUCUAUCAAAUGUUGGGUAUGCAGAUCGGAUUCAGAUCCAAAAUGCGCGGAUCCAUUUGACAAUUCUACUGUGCCAAUCACAGACUGUAAACAAGAACCGGGUCUGGAGCAUCUGCCGGGUGUGAGACCAACAAUGUGCCGUAAAAUUCGUCAGAAAGUCAACGGUGAAUGGAGGUAUUUUCGUAGCUGCGCUUAUAUGGGCGAGCCGGGAAUUGCGGGUGACGAGCGAUUUUGCUUAAUGAGAACCGGUACCUAUAAUAUAUUUAUGGAAUACUGUACGUGCAAUAGUAAAGAUGGUUGUAACUCGGCAUCAUCCCAAUACGCGAAUUAUCUGCUUUUAUUAAUCGGUUUGAUAACAACCGUUCGAUUCAAAUUUGCUAUUUGAAGAAGGUUAGCCAAAGAAUUUUUUUUUCAAUCACCAGAUCUGAUUCAUAUUAAAUUUUACACGACAUUAUAUAUAGAUUACCAUAUCUUAAUAUUGAGCAAGAGUUUACUUGUACUUAUUGAAUACUCUUUUUACUUUACUCAUCGAACUUCAGGGAGGACAAACUUUUGUAAUCAAAUGUAUUCGUAGAUACUAUAGUUUUUAUAAUGCAAUUUUGUACUUUUCUAUGUAAUCAAGUGCCUUUGCAUAUCUCACAGAUACAAAGAAAUUAUGAAGUGUGUAGAUACAAAAACAAAAGAAUACAAGAAUGAUGACGCUCUCUUCCAGUAAGAUAAAUUUGCUUGACUUAUAGCGAAUUCGAUAGCAUCUGCACAAGUGCGCAUUGAGCGCAAUUUUUUUUCAAUGAAAGGCAGGCUACCGAAUUCGCUGUUAACGUUUGUUUUAUCGACGAUUGUUUUAUAAAACUAUAUUUUUACUGGAAGUUUUGGAAAAAUAUAUUUGUUAUUUCUUCUGAUUGUACUAAUUGAGAUAUAUAGAUUGUACUAAUUGAGAUAUAUAGAAAUCACAAAACUCACAAAGUAGUUAUUUAAUCAAAGACUGCUAAGUCCGUCCAGAGUAAUAUCAUCAAUAAUUUAGGUUAGUACACGGCAUUUUGCCAUUUUCUUACACUUUUGUGCAUAUACAUACGUGUUUCUUUAGUAAUAUAUUUAAUUUUUACAAUUUACUGCCAUACGAUGUAUGCAAUAUAUGCAAUUAAUUUUAUAAUUGUAUGACCGUUGCAGUUUAUUCAUCCAAGUACAACACAACUCAAUACAUUAUGUUCAACAUUAUGAAUUUGAUACAAUGAAUUGUAAGCAAUAUGGAAUGACAAUAAAAUUUAUUUCUGGAAUCAA
Messenger RNA from Pseudomyrmex gracilis, 1510 nucleotides. RefSeq lists its product as uncharacterized. NCBI's taxonomy places the organism in Eukaryota, Metazoa, Arthropoda, Insecta, Hymenoptera, Formicidae. The record is from RefSeq and is a predicted model, not a curated record. The transcript is spliced from 3 exons. Bases 165 to 617 code for a protein of 150 amino acids. Gene Ontology annotation, biological process: sleep; regulation of synaptic transmission, cholinergic; positive regulation of voltage-gated potassium channel activity.